Molecule: messenger RNA, 2649 nt
Organism: Talaromyces atroroseus
Lineage: Eukaryota; Fungi; Ascomycota; Eurotiomycetes; Eurotiales; Trichocomaceae
Exons: 2
Coding region: 1-2649 (882 amino acids)
Biological process (GO): regulatory ncRNA-mediated gene silencing; mRNA catabolic process
Cellular component (GO): nucleus; cytosol; RISC complex
Molecular function (GO): nuclease activity; RNA binding
Source: RefSeq, a predicted model, not a curated record
AUGCCGUUCGAAGCUCGCGUCAAGUCUGUCCUGUCAGGCGACACGCUCGUCCUGUCACAUGUCACCAACAGAGGACAGGAGCGCACAUUGAGCUUGGCAUAUGUGUCUGCUCCCCGUCUGCGGAGGGAAGGAGAUGAGUCCCGCGAAUUCCUUCGUGAGCUUCUUGUUGGCAAGGUGGUGCAAUUCCAGGUCCUCUACACCAUUCCAACUGGCAUCAAACGCGAAUACGGAACCGUGAAGCUCCCCGGAACGGACGCCUCACUGCCGGAGCUGGUCGUUCAGGAAGGAUGGGCCCGCGUCCGAGAGGAAGCCGGGAAGCGUGGGGACGAAUCGGAGGACUCGCUUGUCCUGCUGGACAGCCUGCGAGCGUUCGAAGCCCAGGCUAGAGCUAAUAACAAGGGUGUUUGGAGUGGCGAUGAGAAGGGAUCCAUUGAGACCGACUACGAAGUUGCAGAUGUGAAGUCCUUGGUGGAGGAAUACAAAGGCCGUCAAUUGGACGCGGUCGUGGAGCGAGUGUUUGGCGGCGACAGAUUGUUGAUCCGACUGUUUCUCACGCCUACUCGCCAUUUGCAGACCAUUAUCACCGUGGCCGGUGUGCGUGCACCUGCUUCCCCUCGUGUAGGUGCGGACGGAACACAGCAGGCUGGCGAGCCCUUGGGAGCUGAAGCCCAGCAGUUUGUUGAGGCCAGAUUGCUGCAGCGGAAGGUCAGAGCUCAAUUGCUUGGAGCUACUCCCCAGGGACAGCUAAUUGGACAUGUACUACACCCCAACGGUAACAUUGCGAGGUAUUUACUGGAGGCCGGUCUUGCUCGUUGCUUCGACCAUCAUUCUACUUUAUUGGGCGCAGACAUGGCAAGCUUCCGCCAAGCCGAAAAGGUCGCCAAGGAUAAGAAGGUUGGAUUGUUCACCGGGCAUGUUGCUUCCAAGGGCCCUGCUGGUGCAGCUGAUAGCGACUAUAUCGUGGGACGCGUGCUCAAUGCUGAUACCUUAUUUUUGAGAAACAAAGCUGGCGCAGAGAAAAAAGUCAGUCUUAGUAGCAUCAGACAGCCCAAACCUUCCGACCCAACCCAAGCCCCAUUUGCGGCAGAAGCCAAGGAAUAUUUGCGCAAGAAAGUUAUUGGAAAGCAUGCCAAAGUCACCAUUGACGGCAAGAAGCCAGCUACCGAGGGAUAUGAAGAACGCGAUGUUGUCACAAUCAUUCAAGGCAAUACCAACAUCGCUCUUUACUUAGUAGAGGCUGGUUAUGCCUCCGUAAUUCGUCACCGACAGGACGACGACGACAGGUCACCGGAAUACGAUGCCCUGUUAGCCGCAGAAGAAGCCGCCAAGAGCGAGCAGAAGGGGAUGUGGUCAUCCAAGCCUCAAAAAGCCAAACAAUACCAGGAUUACUCCGAGAACAUCCAGAAGGCGAAACUGGAAGUGUCGAUCCUACAGCGACAGAAGAGAGUACCCGCAGUUGUCGACUUUGUCAAGUCGGCAUCUCGAUUUGUCGUGCUCGUGCCCCGUGAGAACGCCAAGUUGACAUUUGUUCUCUCUGGCAUCCGAGCUCCCAAGUCUGCACGCACUCCAGGUGAUGCAUCGGAGCCGUUCGGAAACGAGGCUCACGAGUUUGCCAACCGGAGGGUUCUGCAGCGAGACGUUGAAAUCGACGUCGAGACUCUUGAUAAAGUUGGGGGUUUUAUUGGUGCGUUGUAUGUCAACAGAGAGAACUUCGCCAAGCUCCUAGUGGAGGAGGGCCUUGCUACUGUUCAUGCGUACUCGGCCGAGCAAUCUGGCCAUGGUCCAGAGCUUUUCGCUGCCGAGAAAAAGGCCAAAGAGGCCAGGAAGGGACUUUGGCAUGAUUGGGAUCCUAGUAAAGAUGCGGAGGAGGAGGAACAAGAGGAGGCGGUGGCUGGUAACGGUACUGCCGAGGGCAAUGGAGAAACUGUCACUGAGCGUCGCAAGGACUACCGCGAUGUCAUUGUUACACACAUUGAUCCGACCACCGCGAAGUUGAAGGUUCAACAGAUCGGAGGCGGCACUUCAGCUCUAACGGAGCUCAUGAAUGCAUUCCGGUCGUUCCAUCUGAACAAGGCCAAUGAUACGCCACUUCCUGGACCACCCAAGGCCGGCGAUUUUGUUGCUGCACGGUUCACGGAAGAUAACGAGUGGUACCGCGCUAAAGUCAGGAGAAAUGAUCGAGAGAAAAAGACUGCGGAAGUCUUAUAUGUUGACUAUGGAAAUUCCGAGGUCAUUCCAUGGUCUCGACUGCGACCACUGUCACAACAAUUUUCAAUUCAGAAACUGAAGGGCCAGGCAGCGGAUGCCACGCUGUCUUUGCUACAGUUCCCAGUGUCUCCCGAAUACCUUGCCGAUGCCGUUCAGUUCAUUGGGGAACAGACAUUUGACCGCGAGCUGGUAGCUAAUGUUGAUUAUAUAUCGCCUGAGGGUACGCUCUUUAUCACACUACUCGACCCAGGAUCCUCGCAAAAUCUGGGACAGAGCGUUAAUGCAGACAUUGUUCGCGAAGGCCUAGCGAUGGUCCCGCGCAAGCUCAAGGCCUGGGAGCGGGCAUCUGCUGACACGCUGGCUCACUAUAAGAAGGUGGAGGAGGAAGCCAAGCAGAACCGACGAGGUAUGUGGGAAUAUGGCGAUUUGACCGAGGAUUAG